Molecule: messenger RNA, 1781 nt
Organism: Strigops habroptila (Kakapo)
Lineage: Eukaryota; Metazoa; Chordata; Aves; Psittaciformes; Psittacidae
Gene: HNRNPDL
Product: heterogeneous nuclear ribonucleoprotein D like
Exons: 8
Coding region: 577-1482 (301 amino acids)
Biological process (GO): regulation of gene expression
Cellular component (GO): nucleoplasm
Molecular function (GO): poly(A) binding; poly(G) binding
Source: RefSeq, a predicted model, not a curated record
CUGCGGCUGCGCGGGGGGCCGGGCCGGGACAGGCCGUGCCGAGCCGAGCCGCCGCGGAAGGUGGACGGAGAGUACGGCGACAGCGGGACCCCGGCGGCGGGGAGUGCUCCGCCCUCGGAGCGCCCGCCCCGCCCCGCCGCCGCCUGCACGGGCUUGCACGUUACCCCCCCACCCCGUCCAGCCCCGGAGCCCGCCUGAUCCAGCCCCCCAGGCCGCCCGAGGCAGCGACCCCCGCCUCGCCCCAGGGGAGCAGCAGAGCGGCGAGGCGGGCGGUGGCGGCACGCCGCGCUCCGCGCCCCGCGGCAGGGCAGGGUUGUACCGGCGCCACACCCGGAGCUGCCGGAGACGGAGGGGGGGGCCCGGCCGCCCGGCGGCGGGUGGGUGCUGCAGCCCCGCCAGGAGCCGCCAGAGGCGCUGCGGCGCCGGGCGAGAGGCUGACGCUGAUUGGCUGCCGGGGCGCCUAUAUAAAGGCAGCGCAGGCGGCGCCCGGAUCUUUUCCGCCGCCAUUUUCUGUUGCGCGCGGGUCUCCGCUGUCUCCGCCGCUCGCCUGAGCAGCCCCGCCGCUCUCGCCCCGCCAUGGAGGACGCGACCGAGAUGAGCAGCGGCCAGGAGGAGUUCGCCGAGGGCUCCAAGAUCAACGCGAGCAAGAACCAGCAGGAUGACGGGAAAAUGUUUAUUGGAGGCCUCAGCUGGGACACCAGCAAGAAAGACUUGACAGAGUAUCUCUCUCGUUUUGGCGAGGUUGUGGACUGUACGAUUAAAACAGACCCGGUCACUGGGAGGUCGAGGGGGUUUGGGUUUGUGCUCUUCAAGGACGCUGCCAGUGUGGAGAAGGUGUUGGAACUGAAGGAACACAAACUGGAUGGGAAGUUAAUAGAUCCUAAACGGGCAAAAGCCUUAAAAGGGAAGGAGCCACCAAAAAAAGUGUUUGUUGGUGGGUUGAGUCCAGAUACAUCUGAAGAACAGAUAAAGGAGUACUUUGGUGCUUUUGGCGAGAUUGAAAACAUUGAGCUUCCCAUGGACACAAAGACAAAUGAAAGGAGAGGCUUCUGUUUUAUCACGUACACAGAUGAAGAGCCAGUAAAGAAGUUACUAGAAAGCAGAUACCAUCAAAUUGGUUCAGGCAAGUGUGAGAUCAAAGUAGCACAGCCCAAAGAGGUAUACAGGCAACAGCAGCAGCAGCAGAAAGGAGGAAAGAGCAAUACGACUGGUGGACGAGGAGGUGGAAGGGGGCGUGGACGAGGUCAGGGACAAAACUGGAAUCAAGGAUUUAAUAACUACUAUGAUCAAGGAUAUGGGAACUACAAUAGUGCUUACAGUGAUCAAAGCUACAGUGGCUAUGGAGGCUAUGACUACUCCGGGUACAACUAUCCCAAUUACGGAUAUGGGCCAGGAUACACAGAUUACAGUGGUCAGCAAAGCACAUACGGAAAGGCGUCCCGUGGUGGCGGCAAUCACCAAAACAACUACCAGCCGUACUGAAGCAGUAUUUAGUACUUGAGGAAACAGGUAGAGAUACUGCAACAAAGCCAUCGUGCAGCGCAUCGUGAGUGAAUGGAGGGUGGUCUUCGUGAGAGGAAAUGACUAUUUUGUAAAAGACUUUUAGUGUACGACACGUAACUGUGUCCAACUGUACAUAGUGGCCAGCUCGUUUUCUUUUAUGAUUUUUACUUUCUUUUUGCCAUUCAUGUCAUGACAUAAUGUGGGCUUGUGUUUAUACAAACUUUUAUUUGUAUAAUUUCAUGUUAAAGGGUUCUCUAAUAAAUGCUUACUUAAGUGAG